AUGUCCACAGAAGCCGCAAAGACGUUGCUGAGGUCAGCAGCCCCUGGUCAAUUUGACGUGGUGGCGGAACAUAUCCACAAACUGGCCCGACCCGAAGGACCCUGGUUGGACGAAGCUACAGCGGAACAAACGGCGUUGACCUGCUCCAAUUUGGAAUCCAAUGCCGGUGGUCAUCCCCUGGCGGCUGGUUUGGAAAAAAUACUAAAGGAAUAUCAAGAAAAGACCUUUUCUAGCAAGGGGAUUGCUGCCAAAUUUGUUCUCCAAUCCAGUGACGGAAGUGAUUUGCAGAUUCAUACCUAUGCCGAAAAGUUGGAUCUUCCCAAUUUUUACACUGGCUAUUGGAAGGCUACAUGGAUUCUUUCUUCCGACAAUGCUCUUAGUGGAGAAACCAAGAUUCAUACUUGUAGUUACGAAGACGGAAACAAUCAUUUGACCAUGGCCAAGACCUUUGAUCCAACACCAGUAACAGAGGAAGCACCAAAGGAUUUACCAGAGGAGGAAGCCGAGGAUGCUCUAACUAGCCUGGAACAAGGCAUUCUCAAUCAAAUUAUAAAGUGGGAACAUGAUGUCUUGGAUAGUCUGUCGACCAUGCAUGAGGAAGCACCGGGAAGUCUCAAAAAGAUUCGCCGUGUCUUGCCCAUUACCAAGACCAAAAUGAAGUGGGAUGUUGUGGCCCAACGAAGUGUCAAGACACUCAUGAAUUCCACCAAGCGGUAA
Messenger RNA from Cylindrotheca closterium, 717 nucleotides. NCBI's taxonomy places the organism in Eukaryota, Bacillariophyta, Bacillariophyceae, Bacillariales, Bacillariaceae. The record is from the annotation of a GenBank genome assembly.